Messenger RNA from Daktulosphaira vitifoliae (grape phylloxera), 1758 nucleotides. RefSeq lists its product as uncharacterized. Bases 64 to 1752 code for a protein of 562 amino acids. NCBI's taxonomy places the organism in Eukaryota, Metazoa, Arthropoda, Insecta, Hemiptera, Phylloxeridae. The record is from RefSeq and is a predicted model, not a curated record. The transcript is spliced from 3 exons.
UUACCUUUUUAAUGUUUUGUUAAAAAUUCAAUAAAAUUUGUCAGUAGUUUAGUAUACAUCAAAAUGAUCAUAUUAAGACUUUUUAUAUGUGUUACUGUUUACACAAAAUCUUCAAUUUCCUUAGACCCAUUAGAGUUGCAUUGCAAUUUCUCUAGACAUUUAUUUAAUUACUUCAAGUACUGUGAGCAAUAUUUAUUUAACUUUGAAAAUACAAUCUCUGAACAUGAGUUAAAAAUGUAUGGAAGAGCUGUAAAAUCUCAUGGCGAAAUUGUAAUGAUCAUGUUAGAUUCAAUACGAGAUAUGGACGAAGAAUAUAUGGCGGCGGAUAUUAUGACAGUAAAUUUAUACUUGAACAACGUUUCAGGAUCUAUAAAUAUGAUUGGUAGAGACAAAAAUGGCAAAUUUAAUAGAUCUAAAAACUCACAAAAUUUACUUAAUGGUUUUAAAAUUCUACAUCGUUCAAUUGUAGAAAGAUUGGAAUAUUUUUUAAAUGAAAAGUGUUUAAAUGUAUUAGUUACAAAUAAUUUCAUAUCACUCACUAAUUUUAAAAAACCAAUAAAAUAUAGCUCAGAAGUCUUGCUUAAUGAACUCGAGAAAUUCAAUAGUAAAAUUAUUACAAGUCUGAAUGGAUAUUUAACUAUGAGAGACAUGUUUGGCGGAAAAGAUAAUGAAAUACUAAAUAAUUAUUGUAAUAUAUUAAAGCAUUUAGCAAAAACUUUCGAAAGAAAAUCAUAUUAUAUUUUUAAUCCUAAAAAUGUCAUGUUUUAUGAUUUCAUGGAAGGUCGUGCAUGUUUUUCAGAGUUAGACUAUAUAAAUGAUUCCCAAGUAAAACAGUAUACUAUACAUAAUAGUAAUGAACAGCUAAAUGAUGUUUUAGACAUUGUUCGAUAUAUUCCGUUGAAAAUAAAGAGUACUAAUAAUUAUCAAAUAAAUUUAUCCGAUGUGUUUAGUUAUAUCAAGUUUGAUUUUGACAUUAAAAAUUUACAAAUAUUUAAAAAAUUAUUAAAUACAGCAAUUGUUUGUCCAAUUUUAAUGACUGUAUUUUUUUACUUUUCAUUGGUUAAAAAAUUUGUUUUAAUUCCUAAUUUUCAAAAUGAAAAAUUAAAAUACGUUUUGAAAUAUAAAAUCAUUGAAAUGGGUCAACAAAUUGUUGAAAAUAUGAAAUCCUUUAUGGAUUUGAAUUUAUUUGGAGAAGGAUAUACAACUAGAUUUAAGGAUACGUUUAAUAAAACGUAUGAACUUAUUUCAUUCUACAAAGAUCGUAACAAUUUGUUUUUUAAUAAAAAAGCGAUUUUAAUUUUAAAAAUUUUCCAUGAAUACAUAAAAAAAAGUGUAAUUUUAAGUGAUAUUCAAUUAGAGGAAAAAAAAGUCAUAGAGGGCAAUAUUUAUCAAAUUUGUGAUUUAGCUGUUAAAGAAGUAAAUAAAAUUGCAUCAUUUGUUUCAGCAUUGAAAAGAUAUCAGUAUUGUUUUGAAAUUGCAAAUAAAUAUUUUCAUAUAGAAUAUCUAGAAAUGAGUUCAUUUAAAAUUACUUUCAAGCAAAAUAUUCCAUUUGAACAAUUAGGAAAUCAUAAAAACUUAUGUAGAUCAGUAUAUAUUCCUGAUGUUAAUACAAGUGAUGUAAACAAAUAUAGUAAUCAUAGCUCAAGUAAUGAAAAUGAUGAGAUGAAUAAUAAUAAAAAAAAAAAUUUGAAUGUCGAAACUCACACAAUUUACACUCCGAAAUAUCUAAUUGAUUAUUUGCUUUAUGAGUAAUUUAAU